Messenger RNA from Acipenser ruthenus (sterlet), 1269 nucleotides. Its product is annotated as deleted in malignant brain tumors 1 protein-like. NCBI's taxonomy places the organism in Eukaryota, Metazoa, Chordata, Actinopteri, Acipenseriformes, Acipenseridae. The record is from RefSeq and is a predicted model, not a curated record. Gene Ontology annotation, cellular component: membrane. The transcript is spliced from 6 exons. Bases 1 to 1269 code for a protein of 422 amino acids.
AUGGGCCUGUCCAAGGACGGCUACAGCAUAUCCACAUUUCAGCUGCUGACAGAGAACUGUGGCAUCUUGCAGAUCCCAAUAGCGAUCGCAGACCGUCCCCCUGACUCCUUCAUGAUGCAGCUCCACUCGGCCAGAACAGGAAUCAGAGCCAUUCACCCACCUAUUGGGAGCUUACAGCUCUCAUCUUCACACCAGCGCGAGACCAAGAGCUGCACCUACUCUGUGGUUUGCGGUGGUGAUCUGAGGCUGGUGAAUGGAGGCAGUCCCUGUGCUGGGAGAGUGGAGAUUCUUCAUGAGGGACAGUGGGGGACAGUUUGUAGUGGUGGCUGGGAUAUAGAGGAUGCUGGAGUUGUGUGUAAACAGCUGGGCUGUGGAUCUGCUGUAUCAGCACCAAUCGAUGCUCACUUCGGAGCCGGUUCUGGAACCAUCUGGCUGGCUGGGGUUUCCUGCAACAGCUCUGAAUCUGCCCUGCGGGACUGUGGGUCAUUGGGGUGGGGUGAGACCUCUUUCCUCACUCACGCCUUGGACGCUGGAGUGAUCUGUUCAGGACAUAGAGCAGUGCGGUUAAGUGGUGGCAGCAACCUCUGCUUUGGGAGAGUUGAAGUAGUGCAUGGGCAGUGCUGGGGAACGGUCUGUGAUGCUGACUUUGACUGGCAGGAUGCAGAGGUUGUCUGUCGGGAGCUGCAGUGUGGAAUUCCUCAAAAGGUGCUGGGAGCUGCUCAGUUCAAGGAGGGGAAUGGUACACUUUGGUCGGAGGAGAUCCAGUGCUUUGGAAACGAAUCCCGGCUCUAUGACUGUCGAACUACAGACACAAAGAAGCAGAGCUGCACACACAGGAAUGACGUGGGCCUUGUCUGUUUUGGGUACACUGAGUACAGGCUGGUGGGUGGCCCGGACUCCUGUUCUGGUCGAGUGGAGCUGCAGUACGAAGGUCAGUGGGGGACGGUCUGCGAUCGCUAUUGGGAUCUACAGGACGCCACAGUUCUCUGCAAGCAGUUGAAUUGUGGGUACGCUGUAUCAGUCCCAGGGCAGGCCUGGUUUGGUGAAGGCAGCGGUGAUGUACGGGCUGAUAUAUUCGACUGUGAUGGCAGUGAGACACACAUAUCAAAUUGCUCCAUCUCUGCAUGGGGACAAGGUGCCUGCACUCAUAGCAAUGAUGCAGGAGUGAAUUGUUCAGGUCCAUUGCUACCAGCAGAAGCAGGUCGAGUCGGGCCUCUACUAAGUAAAUGCAACACCAGUAAUGAAGGGACCACGCUGUGCUCAGGUUAG